Parnassius apollo (apollo) is the source of this 1299-nucleotide messenger RNA. The record is from the annotation of a GenBank genome assembly. NCBI's taxonomy places the organism in Eukaryota, Metazoa, Arthropoda, Insecta, Lepidoptera, Papilionidae.
AUGGGAUACAAUAUUCUGCCUUCUAUUGACCUUUAUUGGUCUUCCGACCCUGGUUUCAGGGUAGAUGAAAUAGCAGAGACUAUGACCGUAAAGCGAUUCAAGAAGAUAUUGCGAAAUCUGCACGUGAAUGAUAAUACACAGAUACCAGAUAAGACAAGCGAGAACUAUGACAAACUUUACAAAAUACGCCCAUUAUUGGAUCUUAUCACUCAGGCAUGUCAGAAAAAUGCCAAAGACUCCUCAUCCCAAAGUAUUGAUGAAUCGAUGAUUCUCUUCAAAGGCCGGUCUUCCAUGAAACAGUAUAUGCCUCUAAAGCCCAUAAAAAGAGGUUACAAGGUAUGGUGUCGCUGUGACAGUAAAACUGGGUAUCUCUAUGAAUUCUACAUAUACACUGGAAAAUCAAAAACCGGAACAGAGGAAGGACUAGGAUCCAAAGUUGUGAAGAUGUUGACUGAAAAGCUGAUAAAUAAAGCACUGGAGGAAUAUCAUAUUAUUAUUACAUUUGACAAUUUCUUCUGUGACUACACUCUAAUGCAAUAUCUAUAUGAAAAUGGCAUUUAUGCUACAGGAACUGUACGAAGACACAGAAAACAUCUGCCUGUACUUGUAAAAACGAAUCAGAAGCUUGCAAAAGGACAAUAUAAAUGGAGAGUCAAGGGAAAUGUAUCUUUCUUAGUUUGGCAAGAUACCAAAGAGGUUCUCCUAUUGAGUAAUGCAUUCCAUCCAAAAGUUGGCAAAACCACUGUCUUACGGACUCAGAAAGACGGCACAAAACAAGAAAUCAACUGCCCGUUAGCAAUAAAGGAGUAUACUAAAAGGAUGGGAGGCGUUGAUCACUUUGAUCAGAUAAAAAGUACCUAUUCAGUAGGCAGAAGAAGUAGGAGAUGGUGGGUCCGAAUGUUCUUUUUCCUUUUAGAUACAAGUAUAACAAAUGCAUACUUGUUAUAUUGCCAAAAUAAGAAUGCGACAAAACUAAGCAAUCUUGAAUUUCGAGUCUCUGUCGCUAGAGGACUGAUCAGUGGGUUUUCCAGUAGAAAACGACGAUCUGGUAGUUUAGUCAACUAUAUCUGCAGAAAAAAAAUUGCUUCUGAGAAUCGCCAAAAGGCAGUGCAUGUUGUCGCAGAGGAAGUUCGUUUCACCAACGUUGGAGACCAUAUGCCCGUUGAAUCGCCUUCAUAUAAACGUUGCAGAAUGUGUAGCACAAAAGAAAAAGACAAAAGAUCGAAAGUUAUAUGUGAAAAAUGCAAAGUUCCGCUCUGCAUAACACCAUGUUUUACUGCAUUUCAUAGGAAAGGCUAG